UUAGUGGCUGGAUGCCUAGAUACUUCUCCCGUCUCUUUUUCCCUUCCCAUUCACAGCGGAAACGUUUGUUUCAACAAAUACGAACGUCCGUUAAAGUUUUUUGUAGUGGAAUAGAAAAACAAUUUUCUCAUUGUCUUCCGGUGUAUUGCUUAGAAAUCGGUUUCUCUUGGCUUUCUGUUGUGGUUCACCGCUCUCGGCUCGGUGAUCUGUCACUCUACCGAAAUUAGGAGGAUAAUGGAACAAUUUCAUUUUGACAACGACGAUCUCGACUACUUUGGCGAUGAUUACUAUGACGCUGCUGAUUUUGUUCAUGACAAUCCUUUUAGUGACGUCGAGUCGCUUGGACACAGUAAUUCCGAGUCCUUGGACUCGGACUUCGAAGAUGACUUUGAAAUGAGUAUUUCAAAGACAGAUACGUCUGCUUUAGAAGCAAGAAACGGAAAAGAUAUACAAGGAAUACCUUGGGAGAGGAUGAAUUAUUCCAGAGAUAGGUACCGUGAGGCUAGAUUGAAGCAGUACAAGAAUUACGAGAACCUCUCCCUUUCACGUGAAGAGCUUCAGAAGGAGUGCUUGGUAGUUGAGAAGGGAAAGGCCUUCUAUGACUUUCAGUUCAAUACAAGAAUUGUCAAGACAACAAUUGUGCAUUUUCAGGUAGUUACUGUGGUCAUUUCUCUCAGUUAUUUGAUCAUUCAACUUUCUUUGAACACAAUCAUUUCAGUUUAGGACACAGCAUCUCAUUACUUUGAUUUCAAUUUUUUAUUUUAUUUUUCUUGAGUCGCCACUUGCAGUGAAGUAUAGAAAUUCAUGUUACUCUUGUGUUUUUGUUUUUCCUAUUUGUUACAAAUCCUUUGCAUUGUUUGCCGUAGUAAUUUUUGGUGUUGCCUUAAAUAAUUGAUAAAUCUUAUCCAUUCCAAAAAUUGAUAAAUUGCAUCCACUGUAUCACUGCAUUCGAACUUAGUUAUAUUGAGGAGUUUGGGUUAUGGAUUUAUGGAUUAUGAGUAGUCUUUUAAAAACUUAUUUUGAACUCUGGUUAAAAGCAUGUCAUACUAGUCUGUAUAAGUUUUGCAGGUCUUUUGAAUAUUUUAUCAUUAUUUUUCGAAAUUAUUAUCUAUGAUGCUAGCUUUGUUCCUCGAUCAUUCAUUAGAAGGUAUGGAGCUUGCUUUUACACUAGGUUUCAAUCAAAUAUCUUAUUUACUGAGAGAUGCAACUUGCAUUACCUACAGCUAAUUUAAGUUGUGAAGAAAUGCUUCUAACUAUUCUUAUCCACCAUUUUCUGGACCCAUAUUUUUUUAUGCAUGCAAAAUCAAAGUGCCCUUCUGAAUUAAGAUCAGGUUUAUAUUCACUGGGUCCCUUUUUUGCAGAUUUUGUGAAAGGACGCUUACUUUAUACAUGCAUAUUUGGUAAUGGUUCAUAAUUGAAAUAAUGUUAUUUCACCAAAUAUUUCCUAUGGCAUAAUUUUCAAUGGACAAAUGAUUUGAUGCCAAGUUACAGGUAUCAACACAUCAUUGCUGUGAAUGGCUUGGCAUCUUGGAUGAUGUUCUUAUGUGAUUCUAUGAGACAGUUUAAUUGUAAUACAGCUUUUUUAUAAAACAACCUUUUGCAACUUUUACAGGGUUAACACACCAAGAUAAUUAUUGAAAAUACCCACACAUGCGCAUGCAUGCACAUUAAAUGCAAUAAAUUAAAAUCUGGAUUAAGCUUACUAGUCGUCUCUAGUUUUGUGUAAAGAUCAGUUUGAAAUCAUGGUAACGUAAUCCAUUUAUAUAGCUAUUAUAAAUUUUCUGUUAUCUGUAAAAUUUUAUUCUUCAGAGUUAGAACGCUUAAAAAUGAUUAGGUUGGAUAGAUGGACGACUGCUUGACCAUAGGUCUUUUUAUUUAUUGUCAAUCUGAUAACAUCAGUAUAAGACCAGCUAACAGAAGUCUUCUAUUAACAGUGUGCUAUUUGAUGAUGCGCUUAUUGCCAUCUUUGCUGUUGGUGUUUUAUCAUAAAAUGUGAAUAUUUGGUCUAUUCUGUAUGAUGUUAUUUAUCUUAGCUUUAUGAUGAUGUGUAGUUUUGAACGUAUUGCUUCUAAUUGUCUGUUAACUAUAAUUAUAUGGAUUUAACCCUUGUGGCAUUUAGGACCGCAAUCUUUCUCUUAUUUCAGCCUGUAAAGCAUGGUGGACUUAAAUCUGAGCACAGCUGGCGCCAUAAGGAUACAUUGUUUAUAUGUUGAGGAAUUUGUUAUGGGCAACAUCAAAGCAUGAUGUGUAUCUUAUGCAGAAUUAUUCUGCAAUGCAUUGGUCUCCAUUGCGCCGAAAGGGCACAGAGGUGCUGAAUGUGGCAAAGCCAAUUGUUCCAACUUUGAAACGCCCUGGACUGCUGGCUCAGUCUCUAAACAGAGUGCAGAUAAGUACAAUGGCAGUUACAGAAAAUUUGUUGGUAGCUGGUGGUUUUCAGGGGGAGCUUAUUUGCAAGUAUCUUGAUCAAACUGGGAUAGCAUUCUGUACAAAAUUAACAACAGAUGAAAAUGCCAUCACCAAUGCAGUGGAUGUUUACCGUAGCCCCAAUGGCUUAUUGAGGGUUAUGACUGCAAACAAUGAUGCUCAAGUUAGAGUAUUUGAUACUGAAAAUUUUGCUUGCCUUAAUUGCUUCUCAUUUGAUUGGUCUGUUAAUAAUACCUCUGUUAGUCCAGAUGGCAAGUUGUUUGCUGUCCUAGGGGACAGCACGGUGUGCUUAUUAGCUGAUACCCAGUCUGGGAAAGUCACUGGGAACCUUGAAGGACACCUGGACUAUUCAUUUGCUUCAGCUUGGCACCCAGAUGGAAGAAUUUUGGCUACUGGUAAUCAAGACACUACUUGCAGGCUUUGGGACAUAAGAAACCUAUCCCAAUCAUUGGCUGUGUUGAAGGGAAAUAUGGGGGCCAUUAGAGCUCUGAAGUAUACCUCUGAUGGCCGGUUUCUGGCCAUGGCAGAACCAGCAGACUUUGUUCAUAUCUUUGACACAGGGUCUGGAUAUACCAAGUGCCAGGAGAUUGAUUUGUUUGGGGAGAUUGCUGGAAUAGCCUUCAGCCCUGGUGCGGAAGCUCUAUUUGUCGGCAUUGCUGACCGUACUUAUGGUAGCUUGUUGGAGUUCAACAGAAAGCACUACAACCAAUAUUUGGACUCCAUAUUCUAGUGGAGUGUGCUUUUAAGGCAACCACUCCUAUGGAGGCAUGUAUAUUGAGCGAAGUGUUGAUAUUUCAUUUUUGAAGUGUGUUUAAUGGCAUAGUUUACUGUGUGUAUAAUGGGAUUUAUGGAAUUUCCUCCCUUAAGACUGAAAUUGUCGUCUACUUUGGCUUAAGGAAGCUAUCUCUGGGAAGGUGAUUUUCUGAGCCGACAGAAAUGGAAAUAUCAGUUUUGCUCCAUUGUAUAGCACUUUUAUGGAGCUGCGUUGUGUAUAUUUUGAAACAUUAUUUUCAAUUCAUUUAUGAACAAUUAGUAGCUUCGUCUAA
This is a messenger RNA of Mangifera indica (mango), 3470 nucleotides long. RefSeq lists its product as uncharacterized. Bases 2207 to 3154 code for a protein of 315 amino acids. The transcript has 9 exons. The record is from RefSeq and is a predicted model, not a curated record. Gene Ontology annotation, molecular function: protein binding. NCBI's taxonomy places the organism in Eukaryota, Viridiplantae, Streptophyta, Magnoliopsida, Sapindales, Anacardiaceae.